AUGGAAGCUCCUGAUACUACAAACUAUCAUGAUGAACGUGGAUUGCUAAAGACAGAGGAUUGCCAUAUACGAAUCCGUAAGGGGCAAAGCUAUGAAGAAUAUCUUUCACAGAAAAACCAAUAUUUGCAAGAAGGCCCCAUCAUCAGCGAACUUGAAACAUUUAUGGAAAACUCAAUACGAAUGGUCAACCUUUGCUCAGUUGAUAGUAUAACUAGAGUCCAAACAAUUCAUAGUCUGGAGCGACGUUACUAUUUGGGGUAUUUGGAUGACUGUCUCCAUAUUUGUAAUGAACUUAUAAGCAAGCUAAAACUAGAAUCAACAGACAAACAAGAACGCAAAAACUACGAGAAACUCCUCAAACAGCUCACAGAUAUUCAAGACAAAUGUCUCCAUAAGCUCACAAGCAUAUUAACGAUUGAUGAAGAAAGAAAAUUUUGA
Messenger RNA from Ogataea haglerorum, 438 nucleotides. RefSeq lists its product as uncharacterized. Bases 1 to 438 code for a protein of 145 amino acids. NCBI's taxonomy places the organism in Eukaryota, Fungi, Ascomycota, Pichiomycetes, Pichiales, Pichiaceae. The record is from RefSeq and is a predicted model, not a curated record. The transcript has a single exon.